Fragaria vesca subsp. vesca is the source of this 1539-nucleotide messenger RNA. Its product is annotated as cytochrome P450 71D11-like. The transcript has 2 exons. The record is from RefSeq and is a predicted model, not a curated record. Gene Ontology annotation, molecular function: monooxygenase activity; iron ion binding; heme binding. Bases 1 to 1539 code for a protein of 512 amino acids. Lineage: Eukaryota; Viridiplantae; Streptophyta; Magnoliopsida; Rosales; Rosaceae.
AUGGACCUCCAGUUCUCUUUCUUCCAUGCCAUACUUACCUUUUCUCUCUUUGUGGUUAUGGUACUCAAAAUAGCAAGCAGAGGCAAAACCAAAAGCUCCAGUUCAAAUCUACCACCAGGACCACGUGAGCUACCCUUUAUAGGGAACAUCCACCAGCUUGCUGGCUCUCUACCCCAUCGCAGUCUGCGAAACUUGGCCAACAAAUACGGACCCCUAAUGCACCUAAGGCUUGGAGAAGUUUCCACAGUGGUUGUUUCAUCAGCAGAAUUUGCCAAAGAGGUGAUGAAGACCCACGACGCUACUUUUGCAUCCAGGCCCCAUCUCCUUGCCGCAGACAUUGUUUCUUACAACUCCACAAACAUUGUCUUUGCAAAAUAUGGUGAUUACUGGAGACAGCUGAGGAAAAUUUGCACACUGGAGGUCUUAAGUCCAAAGCGUGUUCAAUCUUAUCGACCUAUUAGAGAGGAAGAGAUGCUGAAUCUCAUCAAAUGGAUUGCUUCCAAAGCCAGAUCACCUAUCAAUCUUACAGAAAAAAUUUACUUAUCUACAUAUACAAUCACUACACGAGCUGCCUUCGGUAAAAAGAGUAAAUAUCAUGAAGAGUUUAUAGAUGCUGUGAAAGAAGGUAUACAACUGGCAGGAGGCUUUGAUCUUGCAGAUGUCUUUCCUUCUUACAGUCUGCUGCAUAUGAUAACUGGGAUGAGGCCUAAACUCCAAAGGUUGCAAAAGAAAACUGAUAGGAUACUGGAAAACAUCAUAAAAGAACACACAGAAAAGGCAACAUCACAAGGUGGUGAGAGGGAAGCACAGGAACACCUGAUAGAAGUACUCUUAAAAUUUCACAAGGAUAACUGUGGACUUGAGUUUAACCUAACUACUGACAACAUCAAAGCAGUAAUCUUGGACAUUUUUGGAGCUGGGAGUGAGACAUCAGCAACAGCUGUAGACUGGGCAAUGUCAGAAAUGGUUAAAAAUCCACAAAUCAUGAAAAGGGCACAGGAUGAGGUGAGGGAAGUGUUCAAUAGAUUAGGGCACGUAAGUGAAACAGGCAUCAAAGAGAUGAAAUAUUUAAACUCGAUUAUUAAAGAGACACUCAGAUUGCACCCAUCUGCUCCUCUUUUAAUCCCAAGAGAAUGCAGAGAGACAUGUGAGAUUGGCGGAUACGAAAUACCUGUCAAAACAAAGGUAGUUGUCAAUGGAUGGGCAAUUGGUAGAGAUCCUAAGUACUGGACUGAGCCUGAGAGAUUUUAUCCAGACAGAUUCCUUGAUAGCUCAGUUGAUUUCAGGGGAACAAACUUUGAGUUUAUCCCCUUUGGAGCUGGAAGGAGAAUGUGCCCCGGCAUAACAUAUGGUCUGGCCAAUGUGGAGCUUCCUCUUGCAAUGUUGUUAUACCAUUUUGAUUGGAAACGCCCAGAUGGAAAGAAACACGAAGACCUGGACAUGGCUGAGGCCUUCGGCAUUACAGUCGGCAGGAAAGAAAAUCUGUGCCUUGUACCCAUCCCAUAUCAUCCUCCACCAACUGAAGAAACCCAAGUGUAA